Capronia coronata CBS 617.96 is the source of this 1962-nucleotide messenger RNA. Its product is annotated as trehalose-6-phosphate hydrolase. Gene Ontology annotation, molecular function: alpha-amylase activity. The transcript has a single exon. NCBI's taxonomy places the organism in Eukaryota, Fungi, Ascomycota, Eurotiomycetes, Chaetothyriales, Herpotrichiellaceae. Gene Ontology annotation, biological process: oligosaccharide catabolic process. The coding region runs from base 1 to 1962 and encodes 653 amino acids. The record is from RefSeq and is a predicted model, not a curated record.
AUGGCAAGCACUUCGCAGACGCAAGCCGUGACGGCCCGGAAACGACCGCUUCGACAGGCUUGGUGGCGCGAGAGCAGCGUGUACCAGAUCUACCCAGCGUCAUUCAAAUCGGCAAAAAGCAUCGACGACGGGACGGGGCACAUCCACGGCGACCUGCGCGGGGUGAUCGAGAAACUCGACUACCUGGAGACGCUGGGGGUGGACAUCGUAUGGCUCAGUCCGAUCCUGCAAUCGCCGCAGGUGGACAUGGGGUACGACAUUUCGGACUACCGGGCGAUCUACCCGGGGUACGGGACGAUGGAAGACCACGAGGAUCUGAUUAGCGGAUUGCACGCGCGCGGGAUGAAGUACGUGAUGGACCUGGUGGUCAACCACACGUCGGACCAGCACGAAUGGUUCAAGCAGUCGCGGUCGUCCAAAGACAACCCGUACCGCGACUGGUAUAUCUGGCGGCCGCCGCGGUACGAUGCGGAAACGGGCGAACGCAUGCCGCCCAACAACUGGGAGUCCAACUUCUUCGGGCCGGCGUGGACGUUCGACGAAGCCACGGGCGAGUACUACCUGCACCUGUUCGCGUCCGGGCAGCCGGACCUGAACUGGGACAACCCGAAGGUGGUCGAGGCCGUGCACUCGCUGAUGCGGUUCUGGCUGGACAAGGGCGUCGACGGGUUCCGCAUGGACGUGAUCAACUUCAUCUCGAAAGAGCCCGGGCUUCCGGACGCCGAAGUGACGCGUCCGGGCUUCCUGCAGGACGGCGUGGAGCAUUUCGCGUGCGGCCCGCGGCUGCACGAGCACCUGCACGGGAUCGGCGAGAUCCUGCGCGAGUACGACGCGUUCAGCGUGGGCGAGAUGCCGGGCGUCUUCGACACGCGCGAGAUCAUCAAGGCCGUCGGCCAGGACCGCGGCGAGCUGGCCAUGGCUUUCCAGUUCGAGAUUGUGAAUCUCGACCACGCCCCCGGCCAGAUCAAAUGGUACCCGCACAAGUUCCAGCCAAAGGCCCUCAAGCACAUCGUCGCCAAGUGGCAGUCGUUCAUGCUCCAGAACGGCGGCUGGAACGCCGUCUACUUGGAAAACCACGACCAAGGCCGCGCCAUCUCGCGCUUCGCCGACGACAGCGACCAGUACCGCUCCAAAUCCGCAAAGUUGCUCGCCGCCCACCAGGCCCUCCAGUCCGGCACCAUUUUCCUGUACCAAGGCCAGGAGCUCGCGCAGAUUAACGUCCCCGAGUCCUGGGGUUUGGACCAAUACAAGGACAUCGAGGUCCUCAACCACUGGAAGACCGUCCUCGAGGAAUUUCCCGACGAUCUGGAAAAACAGGCCAUGUUCCGUCGCCAGUAUAGGCUGAUCGGCCGCGACAACGCCCGCACCCCGAUGCAGUGGACCGCCGACGAGCGCACCUUUGCUGGCUUCCUGGCCCGCGACGCCCCCGAGGGUGCUACCCCCUGGAUGUCCAUCCAUCCCGACUUCAAGACUUGGAAUGCCGUCAACCAGCUCGAGGAUCCCCACAGCGCCUUGCACUACUGGCGCAGACUGCUGAAGUUGCGCAAGGAGUUCAAGCAUGUUUUCGUCUACGGCGACUUUGAGAUGCUGGAUCUCGACCAUGAAUCCGUCAUUGCGUACUUGAGGGUCGAUGACCGUGAGGAGGAAACAGGACAAAAAACGCACGAGCCCCGACGUCGUCCUACGUGUCUCGUCAUCACGAAUUUCUCGCGCGACGAAAUCGACUGGGUCGUCCCCCCGCGCGCCGUCGAUGUCUUGUUUGAUGAGUCCGAGUCGGACCCGGAGCCACGGCUCAAGAAGGGCGCCGUGCUGGACGAGUUUAGGAACUAUACCGCUCAAGAGGAUGGCGAGGACCACGUCGAAAAUAAAGUCUUCAAGAACGCCGACGGGCAGUGGGUCUUGAGAUUGCGGCCGUGGGAGGCUCUUGUUGCUAUGGAUGGAGUGGAUGGAGUGGAGUUGUGA